Messenger RNA from Linum trigynum, 7480 nucleotides. Lineage: Eukaryota; Viridiplantae; Streptophyta; Magnoliopsida; Malpighiales; Linaceae. The record is from the annotation of a GenBank genome assembly.
CAACGAUGAUUAAGUCCAUUAAGCACCGAUUUGGGCGGAUUUCUCCCGGGUCCAUUUUUGGCAGAUUCCGAAGGGGUACCAUCACAGAUUUCGGGCGAUUUUUCCGAAAUGGGAUUUUCUUUCGAUUUUGGAGGCUACAGAACACGGAUUCAGCCCGAGGCUAUUCUCUAGUGAUAAUGAAGUCUAUUGAUCCUAUUCUCCACCGAUGAUUAAGUCCAUUAAGAACAGAAUUUGGCCAAUUAAUUUUGGGAUGACAUUAUCGUAAUUUUUUGUACGAUUUUUUUGGAAAAGCCAUUUUCUUUGAAUUUUGAAGGAUACAAAUCACGGAUUCGGCCUGAGGCUAUUCUUCAAGGAUGAUUAAGUCCAUUAAGCACCGAUUUGGGCGGAUUUCUCCCCGGUCCAUUUUUGGCAGAUUCCAAAGGGGUACCAUCACAGAUUUCGGGCGAUUUUUCCGAAAUGGGAUAUUCUUUCAAUUUUAAAGGCUACAGAACACGGAUUCAGCCCGAGGCUAUUCUCCAGUGAUAAUGAAGUCUAUUGAUCCGAUUCUCCAUCGAUGAUUAAGUCCACUAAGCACUAAUUUGGCCAAUUAAUUUUGUGAUGGCAUUAUGGUAAUUUUUUGUGCGAUUUUUUUAGAAAGGCCAUUUUCUUUGAAUUUUGAAGGGUACAAAUCACGGAUUCGGCCUGAGGCUAUUAUUCAAUGAUGAUUAAGUCCAUUAAGCACCGAUUUGGGCAGAUUUCUUCCGGGUCCAUUUUUAGCAGAUUCGAAAGGGGUACUAUCACAGAUUUCGGGCGAUUUUUCAAAAAUGCGAUUUUCUUCCGAUUUUUAAGGCUACAGAACACGGAGUCACCCCCGAGGCUAUUCUCCUGUGAUAAUGACGUCUAUUGAUCCUAUUCUCCACCGAUGAUUAAGUCCAUUAAACACAGAAUUUGGCCAAUUAAUUUUAGGAUAGCAUUAUCUUAAUAUUUUGUGAGAUUUUUUUAGAAAGGCCAUUUUCUUUGAAUUUUGAAGGAUACAAAUCACGGAUUCGGCAUGAGGCUAUUAUUCAAUGAUGAUUAAGUCCAUUAAGCACCGAUUUGGGCGGAUUUCUUCCGGGUCCAUUUUUAGCAGAUUCCAAAGGGGUCCAUCACAGAUUUCGGGCGAUUUUUCCGAAAUGCGAUUUUCAUCCGAUUUUGGAGGCUACAGAACACGGAUUCACCCCGAGGCUAUUCUCCACUGAUAAUGAAGUCUAUUGAUCCUAUUCUCCACCGAUGAUUAAGUCCAUUAAGCACAGAAUUUGGCCAAGUAAUUUUGUGAUGUGGGCGAUUUUUUUAGAAAGGCCAUUUUCUUUGAAUUUUGAAGGAUACAAAUCACGGAUUCGGCCUGAGGCUAUUAUUCAAUGAUGAUUAAGUCCAUUAAGCACCGAUUUGGGGUGAUUUCUUCCGGGUCCAUUUUUAGCAUAUUCCAAAGGGGUACCAUCACAGAUUUCGAGCGAUUUUCCGAAAUGCGAUUUUCUUCCGAUUUUGGAGGCUAAAGAACACGGAUUCAUCCCGAGGCUAUUCUCCACUGAUAAUGAAGUCUAUUGAUCCUAUUCUCCACCGAUGAUUAAGUCCAUUAAGCACAGAAUUUGGCCAAUUAAUUUUGGGAUGGUAUUAUCGUAAUUUUUUGUGCAAUUUUUUAGAAAGGCCAUUUUCUUUGAAUUUUGAAGGAUACAAAUCACCGAUUCGGCAUGAGGCUAUUAUUCAAUGAUGAUUAAGUCCAUUAAGCACCGAUUUGGGCGAAUUUCUUCGGGGUCCAUUUUUAGCAGAUUCCAAAGGGGUACGAUCACAGAUUUCGGGCGAUUUUUCUAAAAUGCGAUUUUCUUCCGAUUUUCAAGGCUACAGAACACGGAGUCACCCCGAGGCUAUUCUCUUGUGAUAAUGAAGUCUAUAGAUCCUAUUCUCCACCGAUGAUUAAGUCCAUUAAGCACAGAAUUUGGCCAAUUAAUAUUGGGAUGGCAUUAUCGUAAUAUUUUGUGCAAUUUUUUCAGAAAGGCCAUUUUCUUUGAAUUUUGAAGGAUACAAAUCACGGAUUCGGCCUGAGGCUAUUAUUCAAUGAUGAUUAGGUCCAUCAAGCACCGAUUUGGGCGGAUUUCUUCCGGGUCCAUUUUUAGCAGAUUCCAAAGGGGUGCCAUCACAGAUUUCGGACGAUUUUUCCGAAAUGGGAUUUUCUUCCAAUUUUGGAGGCUACAGAACAUUGAUUCACCCCGAGGCUAUUCUCCACUGAUAAUGAAGUCUAUUGAUCCUAUUCUCCACCGAUGAUUAAGUCCAUUAAGCAUAGAAUUUGGCCAAUUAAUUUUGGGAUGUCAUUAUCGUAAUUUUGUGUGCGAUUUUUUUAGAAAGGCCAUUUUCUUUGAAUUUUGAAGGAUACAAAUCACGGAUUCGGCCUGAGGCUAUUAUUCAAUGAUGAUUUAGUACAUUAAGCACGUAUUUGGCCAGAUUUCUUCCGGGUCCAUUUUUAGCAGAUUCCAAAGGGGUACCAUCACAGAAUUCAGACGGUUUUUCCGAAAUGGGAUUUUCUUUCGAUUUUGGAGGCUGCAGAACACGGAUUGAGCCCGAGGCUAUUCUCAAGUGAUAAUGAAGUCUAUUGAUCCUGUUCUAUAUCGAUGAUUAAGUCCAUUAAGCACAGAAUUUGGACAAUUAAUUUUGGGAUGGCAUUAUCGUAAUUUUUUGUGCGAUUUUUUUAGAAAGUCCAUUUUCUUUGAAUUUUGAAGGAUACAAAUCACGGAUUCGGCCUGAGGCUAUUAUUCAAUGAUGAUUAAAUCCAUUAAGCACCGAUUUUGGGCGGAUUUCUUCCGGGUCAAUUUUUAGCAGAUUCCAAAGGGGUACCAUCACAGAUUUCGGGCGAUUUUUCCGAAAUGGGAUAUUCUUUCGAUUUUGGAGGCUACAGAACACGGAUUCAGCCCGAGUCUAUUCUCCAGUGAUAAUGAAGUCUAUUGAUCUUAUUCUCCACCGAUGAUUAAGUUCAUUAAGCACAGAAUUUGCCAAUUAAUUUUGGGAUGGCAUUCUCGUAAUUUUUUGUGCGAUUUUUUUAGAAAGGCCAUUUGCUUUGAAUUUUGAAGGAUACAAAUCACGGAUUCAGCCUGAGGCUAUUAUUCAAUGAUGAUUAAGUCCAUUAAGCAGCGAUUUGGGCAGAUUUUUUCCGGGUCCAUUUUUAGCAGAUUCCAAAGGGGUAAUCACAGAUUUCGAGCGAUUUUUCUGAAAUGCGAUUUUCUUCCGAUUUUGGAGGCUAAAGAACACGGAUUCACCCCGAGGCUAUUCUCCACUGAUAAUGACGUCUAUUGAUCCUAUUCUCCACCGAUGAUUAAGUCCAUUAAGCACAGAAUUUGGCCAAUUAAUUUUGGGAUGUCAUUAUCGUAAUUUUUUGUGUGAUUUUUUUUGAAAGGCCAUUUUCUUUGAAUUUUGAAGGAUACAAAUCACGGAUUCGGCUUGAGGCUAUUAUUCAAUGAUGAUUAAGUCCAUUAAGCACCUAUUUGGCCGGAUUUCUUCCAGGUCCAUUUUUAGCAGAUUCCAAAGGGGUACCAUCACAGAUUUCGGACGAUUUUUCCGAAAUGGGAUUUUCUUCCGAUUUUGGAGGCUACAGAACACGGAUUCAGCCCGAGGCUAUUCUUAAGUGAUAAUGAAGUCUAUUGAUCCUGUUCUACACCGAUGAUUAAGUCCAUUAAGCACAGAAUUUGGACAAUUAAUUUUGGGAUGGCAUUAUCGUAAUUUUUUGUGCGAUUUUUUUUGAAAGUCCAUUUUCUUUGAAUUUUGAAGGAUACAAAUCACGGAUUCGGCCUGAGGCUAUUAUUCAAUGAUGAUUAAGUCCAUUAAGCACCGAUUUUGGGCGGAUUUCUUCCGGGUCCAUUUUUAGCAGAUUCCAAAGGGGUACCAUCACAGAUUUCGGGCGAUUUUUCCGAAAUGGGAUAUUCUUUCGGUUUUGGAGGCUACAGAAAACGAAUUCAGCCCGAGGCUAUUCUCCAGUGAUAAUGAAGUCUAUUGAAUCUAUUCUCCGCCGAUUAUUAAGUCCAUUAAGCACAGAAUUUGGACAAUUAAUUUUGGGAUGGCAUUAUCGUAAUUUUUUGUGCGAUUUUUUUAGAAAGGCCAUUUUCUUUGAAUUUUGAAGGAUACAAAUCACGGAUUCGGCCUGAGGCUAUUAUUCAAUGAUGAUUAAGUCCAUUAAGCAGCGAUUUGGGCAGAUUUUUUCAGGGUCCAUUUUUAGCAUAUUCCAAAGGGGUACCAUCACAGUUUUCGAGCGAUUUUUCCGAAAUGCGAUUUUCUUCCGUCUUUGGAGGCUAAAGAACACGGAUUCAUCCCGAGGCUAUACUCCACUGAUAAUGAAGUCUAUUGAUCCUAUUCUCCACCGAUGAUUAAGUACAUUAAGCACAUAGUUUGGCCAAUUAAUUUUGGGAUGUCAUUAUCGUAAUUUUGUGUGCGAUUUUUUUAGAAAGGCCAUUUUCUUUUAAUUUUGAAGGAUACAAAUCACGGAUUCGACAUGAGGCUAUUAUUAAAUGAUGAUUAAGUCCAUUAAGCACCGAUUUGGGUGGAUUUCUUCCGUGUCCAUUUUUAGCAGAUACCAAAGGGGUACCAUCACAGAUUUCGGGCGAUUUUUCCGAAAUGCAAUUUUUUCCCGAUUUUGGAGGCUAGAGAACACUGAUUCACCCCGAGGCUAUUCUCCACUGAUAAUGAAGUCUAUUGAUCCUAUUCUCCACCGAUGAUUAAGUCCAUUAAGCACAGAAUUUGGCCAAUUAAUUUUGGGAUGUCAUUAUCGUAAUUUUGUGUGCGAUUUUUUUAGAAAGGCCAUUUUCUUUGAAUUUUGAAGGACACAAAUGACGGAUUCGGCAUGAGGCUAUUAUUCAAUGAUGAUUAAGUCCAUUAAGCACCGAUUUAGGCCGAAUUCUUCCCGGUCCAUUUUUAGAAGAUUCCAAAUGGGUACCAUCACAGAUUUCGGACGAUUUUUCGGAAAUGGUAUUUUCAUCCGAUUUUGGAGGCUACAGAACACGGAUUCAGCCCGAGGCUAUUCUCCAGAGAUAUUGAAGUCUAUUGAUCCUAUUAUCCACCGAUGAUUAAGUCCAUUAAGCACAGAAUUUGGCCAAUUAAUUUUGGGAUGGUAUUAUCGUAAUUUUUUGUGCAAUUUUUUAGAAAGGCCAUUUUCUUUGAAUUUUGAAGGAUACAAAUCACGGAUUCGGCAUGAGGCUAUUAUUCAAUUAUGAUUAAGUCCAUUAAGCACCGAUUUGGGCGAAUUUCUUCGGGGUCCAUUUUUAGCAGAUUCCAAAGGGGUAGCAUCACAGAUUUCGGGCGAUUUUUCUAAAAUGCGAUUUUCUUCCGAUUUUCAAGGCUACAAAACACAGAGUCACCCCGAGGCUAUUCUCUUGUGAUAAUGAAGUCUAUAGAUCCUAUUCUCCACCGAUGAUUAAGUCCAUUAAGCACAGAAUUUGGCCAAUUAAUAUUGGGAUGGCAUUAUCGUAAUAUUUGUGCGAUAUUUUCAGAAAGACCAUUUUCUUUGAAUUUUGAAGGAUACAAAUCACGGAUUCGGCCUGAGGCUAUUAUUCAAUGAUGAUUAGGUCCAUCAAGCACCGAUUUGGGCGGAUUUCUUCCGGGUCCAUUUUUAGCAGAUUCCAAAGUGAUACCAUCACAGAUUUCGGACGAUUUUUCCGAAAUGGGAUUUUCUUCCGAUUUUGGAGGCUACAGAACACUGAUUCAGCCCGAGGCUAUUCUCCAGUGAUAAUGAAGUCUAUUGAUCCUGUUCUCCACCGAUGAUUAAGUCCAUUAAGCACAGAAUUUGGACAAUUAAUUUUGGGAUGGCAUUAUCGUAAUUUUUUGUGCGAUUUUUUUAGAAAGUCCAUUUUCUUUGAAUUUUGAAGGAUAUAAAUCACGGAUUCGGCCUGAGGCUAUUAUUCAAUGAUGAUUAAGUCCAUUAAGCACCGAUUUUGGGCGGAUUUCUUCCGGGUCCAUUUUUAGCAGAUUCCAAAGGGGUACCAUCACAGAUUUCGGGCGAUUUUUCCGAAAUGGGAUAUUCUUUCGAUUUUGAAGGCUACAGAACACGGAUUCAGCUCGAGGCUAUUCUCCAGUGAUAAUGAAGUCUAUUGAAUCUAUUCUCCGCCGAUUAUUAAGUCCAUUAAGCACAGAAUUUGGACAAUUAAUUUUGGGAUGGCAUUAUCGUAAUUUUUUGUGCGAUUUUUUUAGAAAGGCCAUUUUCUUUGAAUUUUGAAGGAUACAAAUCACGGAUUCGGCCUGAGGCUAUUAUUCAAUGAUGAUUAAGUCCAUUAAGCAGCGAUUUGGGCAGAUUUUUUCCGGGUCCAUUUUUAGCAUAUUCCAAAGGGGUACCAUCACAGAUUUCGAGCGAUUUUUCCGAAAUGCGAUUUUCUUCCGAUUUUGGAGGCUAAAGAACACGGAUUCAUCCCGAGGCUAUUCUCCACUGAUAAUGAAGUCUAUUGAUCCUAUUCUCCACCGAUGAUUAAGUACAUUAAGCACAUAGUUUGGCCAAUUAAUUUUGGGAUGUCAUUAUCGUAAUUUUGUAUGCGAUUUUUUUAGAAAGGCCAUUUUCUUUGAAUUUUGAAGGAUACAAAUCACGGAUUCGACAUGAGGCUAUUAUUCAAUGAUGAUUAAGUCCAUUAAGCACCGAUUUGGGUGGAUUUCUUCUGUGUCCAUUUUUAGCAGAUACCAAAGGGGCACCAUCACAGAUUUCGGGCGAUUUUUCCGAAAUGCGAUUUUUUUCCGAUUUUGGAGGCUACAGAACACUGAUUCACCCCGAGGCUAUUCUCCACUGAUAAUGAAGUCUAUUGAUCCUAUUCUCCACCGAUGAUUAAGUCCAUUAAGCACAGAAUUUGGCCAAUUAAUUUUGGGAUGUCAUUAUCGUAAUUUUGUGUGCGAUUUUUUUAGAAAGGCCAUUUUCUUUGAAUUUUGAAGGACACAAAUGACGGAUUCGGCAUGAGGCUAUUAUUCAAUGAUGAUUAAGUCCAUUAAGCACCGAUUUAGGCAGAAUUCUUCCCGGUCCAUUUUUAGAAGAUUCCAAAUGGGUACCAUAACAGAUUUCGGACGAUUUUUCGGAAAUGGUAUUUUCAUCCGAUUUUGGAGGCUACAGAACACGGAUUCAGCCCGAGGCUAUUCUCCAGAGAUAUUGAAGUCUAUUGAUCCUAUUAUCCACCGAUGAUUAAGUCCAUUAAGCACAGAAUUUGGCCAAUUAAUUUUGGGAUGGUAUUAUCGUAAUUUUUUGUGCAAUUUUUUAGAAAGGCCAUUUUCUUUGAAUUUUGAAGGAUACAAAUCACUGAUUCGGCCUGAGGCUAUUAUUCAAUGAUGAUUAAGUCCAUUAAGCACCGAUUUGGGCGGAUUUCUUCCGGGUCAAAUUUUAGCAGAUUCCAAAGGGGUACCAUCACAGAUUUCGAGCGAUUUUUCCGAAAUGCGAUUUUCUUCCGAUUUUGGAGGCUACAGAACACGGAUUCACCCCGAGGCUAUUCUCCAUUGAUAAUGAAGUCUAUUGAUCCUG